CCCGUGCAACACUCGUGCUUCCGCCACAACAGCGGGUCAGCUGAUUGAAACGGGCACGCGGAAGCUGUGGAGUCGCUCGCAUAGCAGCAGCAGGGCUACAUCCUCAAACUCUUAACUUUUUCUUUUUUUAUUAUUAUUACUUUUUGUACUGUUUCUAACGCGAGCUGGGCCGUGGGACUCUUCUCAAACUGCGUGUCUGAGAGGUGUCGUCGCGUGGAGGAAGUCAUGGCACGUAACGAGUCGCUGGUCGCUCUGAAUGGGACUCAAAUUUCCUACAUCGGACAUGACGGCACGGACAUCCCAGAGUUCCUCGGAGACACAUAUGGCCAUUUUGCAAGAAGGCUGGAUCUCAGCUUUAAUCUGCUCAGGUCACUGGCGGGUCUCGAAAUGUUCACCGCGCUGGAGGAGCUGAUCGUCGACAACAAUCUGCUGGGAAAUGACCUCCUGUUGCCCAGGUUACCCAACCUCCACACCCUCACGCUCAAUAAGAACAAACUGACUGAUAUCGAGGACCUGCUGGAACACUUGGCUGAUGUGACCCCGUCACUGGUGUACCUAAGCCUGCUGGGAAAUGAGGCCUGCCCCAACCAGCUGGUCAGCCCGGAUAAGGAUGAGGACGACUACCAGAGAUACAGGUACUUUGUCCUGCACAAGUUGCCCCAGCUGAAGUUUCUGGACACCAGGAAGGUAACUCAGAAAGAAAUGAUGGAGGCGCAGGCAAGAGGAGCAUUCAUGAAAGUGGUCAAACCAAAGUCGGAAGCACCACCUAAGGAGACUAGAUCUGAAAGUCAACCACUGCCCUACACUCCUCUGCCCCGAGGAUCCAGAGAUGCCAAGAACCACAAAGGGGUCUUUGCCAAGUGUCGCUACAUCUACUAUGGAAAGCACUCAGAAGGCAACAGAUUCAUCCGCAACGACCAACUCUGAUGGACGGCUGGUCA
Molecule: messenger RNA, 941 nt
Organism: Gasterosteus aculeatus aculeatus (three-spined stickleback)
Lineage: Eukaryota; Metazoa; Chordata; Actinopteri; Perciformes; Gasterosteidae
Gene: lrmda
Product: leucine rich melanocyte differentiation associated
Biological process (GO): melanocyte differentiation
Molecular function (GO): protein binding
Source: RefSeq, a predicted model, not a curated record